Messenger RNA from Closterium sp. NIES-67, 3413 nucleotides. Lineage: Eukaryota; Viridiplantae; Streptophyta; Zygnematophyceae; Desmidiales; Closteriaceae. The record is from the annotation of a GenBank genome assembly.
AAGUCGAGCCUGUCAUGAGGUCCUAUGAGGCACCGGCCCAGGCCACGGAGGGCGGCACUCUGUGAUCCGGGGGGGAGCGUCCCGUGAGCCGUGCGCAUGGACUCUCUUCGGAGGGUUGGCGCGCACAGACCCCAGCGGAGGGGCCGGGGAGCUCUCCAGGUGCGGAGGAUCACCUGGUAAAAUGGGGAGAGGAGGAACUGGCUCUCGAACCACAAGCAAGGCGGAUUACCUAUGUAUGAAGUCGAGCUUGUCAUGAGGUCCUAUGAGGCACCAGCCCGGGCCACGGAGGGUGGCACUCUGUGAUCCGGGGGGGAGCGUCCCGUGAGACGUGCGCAUGGACGCUCUUCGAAGGGUUGGUGUGCACAGACCCCAGUGGAGGGGGCGGCAAGCUCUCCAGGUGCGGAGGAUCACCUGGUAAAAUAGGGGGAGGAGGAACUGGCCCUCGAACCACAAGCAAGGUGGAAUACCCAAGGAGGAUGGUUACUCUUUGGGUCCGCUCGGUCCCUACAAACUUCUUGACACUGGUAAUAUGCUGUCGGUUUCGUAUCCCAAUCCGCCUAUGGCUAGGUGGCCCCCACUCGUUGCGAGGCGGCGUCAUUGACCCUUGGGUUGGGGAGGGUAGGAUUCAGGCCCAUUGGAACCAGGGAAAAAGAGGAGGACCCAAUCGGAGCACUCCCUACAAGGGGUCUGAACCAAAUGGGUGCUCAACCAAUGCCAUAAAGAAGUUGAUGUCGGUGCAAGUUGCAAAACUCAUAUGCAGUGGUUGAGACGGUCAACUCUUUUUCAGGGGGAAAGCUCGAAGCUCACUUGAGGCCAAAAACCUGGAAAGAGACCCAUGUUGACUGUGGACGAUCUCGGUCGGAUGCAGGACGAUGCACGGGUCCCUGAACAUGUUAGUAGGUCAAGGACGGUGUGUUAUAGAGUUUUCUUAACGUGGAAUGACAAUUGGAAGCAUGGUGAUGCCACGUGGGAGUUAAUGCUUUCGAUCGCAAUCGAUCGUAGCCGUCGAAUAUUGGUAGAAUUACCCAGAUAACCAAAUGGGCAGUAGGGAUACUACCGCACCACAGCUUCCUUGUCUCCAGCGAAUCCUUCGCCGAUAAUUACAAACCCCGUCGUCGUGUAUUGUAUCCGCACAGUAACACUACGAUAUUCACGCGGCUGCAAGUUGGCAAGCCGAAUCUUCUGCAUAGCGCCAAACUUGUCCGUAGUUCCACAACUGUAGAUCGCUCGUUUAAUUCCACAUGAGUCGUGACACUCGCAGAAACACGCGUCCGUAUUUCGCAAAGUCAACGAACUCCAGCCAUUCGUCAAGUGCGAGGUCAUUCGCGUUGCGACACAUGCAAGAACACGCGUCUGUGUCUAACGAAAGUCAGCGAAGUCCAUCAGCUCAAGGACGAACUCUCAAUCAGUCCUGUAACCGUAGUCGAUUUCGCCUCAGGCGGUCAAUAUAAACGCACCUUCAACUUUCGCAAACUCCUGCGAAAUUCCUGAAAUGCCAACUCGAAUCUGUCUGUCGAUUCAGUCUGUCAAACAGCAUCUGUCCGUCGAUGCUCCUGCAGCGGAUUCCACUUGUCAAGGGGAAAUCCAAAAAAAACAACUGCUGCGCAGAUGCUCUCUCCCCCCUCCAUGAAAAGAAAAGGGAAAGUACAUCGGCGCUAAGUAUUAGGGUCCCCGCUAUUACGUACGGUCAGUGGAACGCUAUAGACAAUCAGAAUUAGUGAGUUCGUCACACGGCUAGUCAGUCGGGUUCCACGGUUAGUCAGUGAUUGCUGGUAAACAUUUCUACGAAUGGUCCGUAGACGUAACCCCCGCCCAUUUUGGGCUGUUUUCCCACUUGCGGCAGCCCAACAACCAAACGACUGUAAUAAUUGCGAGGGGCGAUAUUUUUUUCGCGCCAGCCUGGCGCUGCACAUUUCGCUCUCACUCCAACCCGCUUUUCCGACUGCAACAGUAACCCGAAGCUCCAUUUAUUGAAUGCACUCCAGAGCAGAGGUGAAUCCGCCGUGUGCCCGUACUCAGGUCAGCGCAAACGCUAUCGUAGUUGGGCGAAUUAAUUAGUCUAAUUCGCGGGCAACAGCUUUGCAGCUUACUUGAGGGAUUCUCCUUCCCCUCCCUCAAAAAAUCGUCUCUUCAAGAAAUCUGCUCCAAACUGCAGCAAAUUUCUUCAACAGCUGCUUCCACAAACAAAAAAUACCCCCGUAGGCCGCUGUUCACCCAGCGCCCACGUUCGUCAUCCUCAAAACAGUAGCGCGCACGUUCUUUUGAAAAACUCGCAGCUCCGUCGUUCUCGGCGACACAUCCUCGCCGUUCGUAUCGGACUCGAGCUCCGCGUACCGUCCGAUCGUCGUCACAAAAAUCUUUCGUUAUUUUCGUUAACCUUCUUCUCGCGCCUCACACUGUACUGCGUCCGAUUUUCACCAAUCGUUCGCCUGUCCAGUAGCGCAGAAAAUGUUUCGAUCCACCAGCACAGAGUGAUCCGCUGGCUCAUCCUCCCUUAUUCGUCAGGGAGCAGUCGAUAGCAUGUAUCGUACUACCACCCGGUGGAGAUGUUGAAGAUCGGGCGACCCAGCCAAGUCAGUCGGAGGAUCCGUUUGCCGCUGACUCUUAAUUUUUCCCGGCUGUUAUCCAGUCGUUCUCCUUCUCUGCUACAGCUCUUCGUCGUUGACUUUUAGUAGAGACCCGGCGAUGACACUUAAACUCGAUCCGAGGGUAGUUUCUGGUCGUCCUCCGUAGAUCGUGGGGUAUAAGUUCUGACCACGAAAAUGGCUUCCUCUGCGGGGAUCCAGACUCGCUGAGCUCGAAACUCCAGGGCAGACGAAUUACACCUCCGGGCAGGCAGGUCACGCGAAACAAUUUCGAGGUCAGUACUCCCCAAAAAUCUUCCGUGCCUGAGCCCCACGUGUGCUGCCGUGCGAUCCUUGGUCAUGCCGAAAACUCCAACGCCAUGUUGCUGAACAGUAUCCGAAGUCCCGUCUUCACCGGCGUGUCGCAUGCCGGAAACGCCGAGCCCUUGACAUCAGCUACACUUCACCAUGCAGCCACGUCUGCUAUACGCGCUCCUGACGAACUCCAUUUCACCUGGGAAUAUCCGCGAGCUUGUCGUCUCGUGACGAGCUCCUCGCUCCAUUCGGACACCAAGCCGAAUCGUCGUUGCUGCUUGCCGAAAAUCCCGAAAUUGCAAACGAAGCCACUUAACGAUAUGCGAAAUGAGCAGCAUACCGGAAACACUCUUCAAAUUUUUCGCCAUGUCAGGAUGGACACAACCGCCCUCGAGGGGAUGGCUCUCCUCCCCAAAAAAAAACAAGGGGCGACGAAAUCGUCUUAGGGUUGCGGAGCUCUAUUGCAUUAAAAAAAAAGACAACAAAACUACUUGUGCUAGUAUACUACAAAAAAAAUAACCCAUUCAAAUUCAU